GCCCUGACCGCCCCCACAGUCUACCUGCAGCACAUCGAGGCCGUCCGCGAGGGCCACCAGUCCGAGGGCCUGCGGCGCUACGGGGCCGCCUACGAGCCCGAGCGCUGCCUCACGAUCGCCUUCAAGGGCCACCGCAAGAACCUGGACCUGGUGGCACCCACGGCCGCGGAGGCGCAGUGCUGGGUGCGCGGCCUGGCCAAGCUGCGCGCCAGCCUCAGCGCCAUGAGCCAGCUCGAGCGCCUCGACCACUGGAUCUACUCCUACCUACAGCGGGCAGACUCGGACCAGGACAACACCAUGAGCUUCAAGGAGAUCAAGAGCCUGCUCCGCAUGGUCAACAUGGACAUGAACGACAUGUACGCCUACCGCCUCUUCAAGGAGUGUGACCACUCCAACAACAAGCGGCUGGAGGGGCCCGAGAUCGAGGAGUUUCUGCGGCGGCUCCUGAAGCGCCCCGAGCUGGAGGAGCUUUUCCACCGGUACUCGGGCGAGGACCAGCUGCUGAGCGCCCCCGAGCUGCUGAGCUUCCUGGAGGAGCAGGGCGAGGACGGGGCCACGCUGGCGCGGGCCGAGCAGCUCAUCCAGACCUAUGAGCUCAACGAGAUAGCCAAGCAGCAUGAGCUGAUGACGCUGGAUGGCUUCAUGAUGUACCUGCUGUCGCCUGAGGGUGCGGCCCUGGACCCAGCCCACACCAGUGUGUUCCAGGACAUGCACCAGCCUCUGGCCCACUACUUCAUCUCCUCCUCCCACAAUACCUAUCUGACCACCUCUCAGAUUGAGGGGGCCAGCAGCACCGAGGCCUACGUUAGGGCCUUUGCCCAGGGGUGCCGCUGCGUGGAGCUGGACUGCUGGGAGGGCCCCGGAGGGGAACCCGUCAUCUACCACGGUCACACGCUCACCUCCAAGAUCCUCUUCCGGGACGUGAUCCAGGCCGUGCGAGACUUCGCCUUCACAGUGUCCCCUUAUCCGGUCAUCCUGUCCCUCGAGAACCACUGCGGCUUGGAGCAGCAGGCCACCAUGGCCCGCCACCUCCGCACCAUCCUGGGGGACAUGCUGGUGACGCAGGCGCUGGACUCCCGGAACCCGGAUAAGCUGCCGUCUCCAGAGCAGCUGAAGGGCAGGGUCCUGGUGAAGGGGAAGAAGCUGCCCGCCGCUCGCAGCGAGGACAAGCUGCCCCUGUCAGACCGGGAGGAGGACGAGGAUGAGGAGGGCUCCGAGGCAGAGCUUACAGACCAGAAGCGCCUGGCCAAGCAGGUCGCCCCGGAGCUGUCCGCCCUGGUUGUGUACUGCGGGGCCACCCGCCUGCAGGCCCUGCGCCCCACCCCCGCCCUGGCACAGCCCUGCCUGGUCAGCUCCCUUGGCGAGCGCAAGGCCAAGAAGCUCACCCGAGAGGCAGGGAACAGCUUCGUCAGGCACAACGCCUGCCAGCUGACCCGCGUCUACCCGCGGGGGCUGCGGGUGAACUCCGCCAACUACAACCCCCAGGAGAUGUGGAACUCGGGCUGCCAGCUGGUGGCCCUGAACUUCCAGACGCCAGGCUACGAGAUGGACCUCAACACGGGACGCUUCCUCGUCAACGGGCAGUGUGGCUACAUCCUGAAACCCGCCUGCCUCCGGCAGCCUGACACGACCUUUGACCCCGAGAACCCCGGCGCCCCCAGAACAACUCUCACCAUCCAGGUGCUGACAGCCCAGCAGCUGCCCAAGCUGAAUGCCGAGAAGCCCAGCUCCAUCGUGGACCCCCUGGUGCGCGUGGAGAUCUACGGGGUGCCCCACGACUGCGCACACAAGGAGACCACCUAUGUGCUCAACAACGGCUUCAACCCCCGCUGGGGGCAGACCCUGCAGUUCCAGCUGCGGGCUCCGGAGCUGGCGCUGGUGCGGUUCGUGGUGGAGGAUUAUGACGCCGUGUCCCCCAAUGACUUUGUGGGCCAGUUCACGCUGCCUCUCAACAGUCUGAAGCAAGGGUACCGCCACAUCCACCUGCUUUCCAAGGACGGCGCCUCCUUGUCACCUGCCACGCUCUUCGCCCACAUCAGCAUCCGGCACUCCUGA
Messenger RNA from Condylura cristata (star-nosed mole), 2055 nucleotides. It is a transcript of the gene PLCD3, whose product is annotated as phospholipase C, delta 3. The record is from RefSeq and is a predicted model, not a curated record. Lineage: Eukaryota; Metazoa; Chordata; Mammalia; Eulipotyphla; Talpidae. The transcript is spliced from 13 exons. Gene Ontology annotation, molecular function: phosphatidylinositol-4,5-bisphosphate phospholipase C activity. The annotation marks the transcript as partial. Gene Ontology annotation, biological process: lipid metabolic process; intracellular signal transduction.